ACACGGCAGUCGCGCGGUGCCAUCCGCACAGACAACACGCACGUCGGGUCCUAGUCGAAUCCUCCCGCGAAUCCCCCUAGACUCGAAUAGAGUCGACAUUAUAUACUGUAGAUCGUAGACCCAGUGAAGUGAAUAUUGUGUGAGUGAAUGAUGUUAGAGUUUAGUGAUUAAAAAAGAAGGCCACGCAAGCCGACACCGCUCCAGCCAAGCGUCGCGUGAUGGCGCAUGGAUCUUGCGCGGACGGCGUGGUGCGCGGCGCUCGUGCUCGCCUCGCUGGCGCACGCCGGCCCUCGCUACAGCUCGCGCAUCGUGCACACACACGCAGGAGCAAUUCGCGGUGUGAUAGUGGAGCCGGCGUCUCGCCGGUUGGAACCGGUGGAGGCUUUCUGGGGGGUGCCGUAUGCUGGGGCGCCCGUGCGACUGGCGCCUCCGCCCCCGCCCCCCUCCUGGCCCGGCACCAGGCUCGCAGACGCUUUCGCAUCAGUCUGUCCCCAGAAGUUCCCAGACAUAUCCAACAAGAGUGCAGCGCUGUCCAAAAUGCCACUGGGUCUAUACAACGAGCUGAAAGCCACCGUUCCACUCCUAGCCAAUCAGAGCGAAGACUGCCUGUACCUCAACAUCUACGUGCCCGGUAGCGGUGCGAGAGGCGUCGAAGCGCCAUACGCGGUAGUGGUGUGGGUGGGCGGUCCCUCGCACGAGUGGGGCUCGGCCAACGUGCUCGACGGCGCCGUGUUGGCUGCUCGAGCGCAUUUGCUCGUCGUCACUGUUAACUAUAGGCUAGGUUUAUUAGGUUACUUAACAACCGGCGUGAAGUCGGACGAGGUCCAACAAGCUGGUGGCGCUGCAGUGCUCGACGUGGCUGCGGCACUGACGUGGGUGCAGCGCAAUAUAGCUGCCUUCGGGGGUGACCCACGAAGAGUCACGCUGGCUGGCCACGCGGCAGGGGCCGGGUUGGCUAACGCGCUGCUCAUGAUGCCUGCUAGUAAAGGCUUGGCAUCGCGGGUAUUGCUGCUAAGCGGGUCAGCUCUCAGUCCAACAGCACUCGCUCCAGACUCGGCUCUGGCUCGAGAGCACACAGCGCAGGCGUUACGGUGUACUCCAGAGGCAUCAUCUGAUGACCACUGGCUGAAGGAGUGCAUACGUAAACGUCCUCUCGCCGCCUUACUUGCCGUAGAAGCCCCUAGAGCCAGGUUUCUAGCUGGAUGGGCGCCUUCAGUACCUUACUUCAAGGAGUCUACUUAUCAAGGCCAAGCCCCGACUAAAGCGUUACAUUCCAGUGAAGCAUUCCUGGAGUGUGCUUUGGCUGUAGUCGUGGCUACUACUGAGAGCUAUCAGUAUUUCAAUGAAGACGAUAUCAGACACGGCUUCGAGGAGGAGCAUAGGAAUCGCAUCCUGCGCACAUACGUCCGCAACGUGUACCGCUUCCAUCGCAAUGAGAUCUUCGCAGCCAUUAGGAACGAGUACACUGACUGGGAGAAACCCAUCCAGCAUCCCAUCAACAUCAGAGACGCAACCCUGGAGUCUCUCAGUGACGCCGCGGUAGCAGCACCAGCCCUGAGAGUGGCACAGCUUCACGCGAAAAGAGGAGCAAGGACGUACUUCGCGCAUUUCGCACAUCAAAGCAAAGAUGCGGACUAUCCUCAGCGUCUAGGAAGUGUUACGGGCGAGACGCUCCCCUACUUCCUUGGCUUGCCCCUCGUCGGUGGCCUACAAGGUUCUCCACGGAACUACUCCAGAGGAGACGUGGCAGUGGCCGAGGCUGCCGUGGCGCUGGUGGCGGCGUUCGCGAAGACUGGUGACCCUUCGCCACGGUCUGACGAGCGACACCAUGAGAACAGUGUCGCGUGGCCGAGAUAUGAUCUCAAUACGCAGCAAUACCUUAGUAUAAGCACCAAACUCCGCGUGAAGAGCCACUACCGCGGCCACAAGAUGGCGCUGUGGUUGCACCUCAUCCCUCAGCUGCACCGGCCCGGCGCCGCGCCCCGACACCACCAGUUCAGAUCUCAUCCUGACAUGUUUGCUGGUGACAUAUUCCCCGAACUAUACACGACAACAGCGGCUAUUGACGACGAGGAAGACAGCACCGAGGCUGAAGACGAACCACCCGAUGUAGAAGAAUGCGAGCCUUCGCCGUCUCCGCGGCCGGCACUGUCCGCGCUUCCUGCGCCGCGACCCACGCCCAGAGAGGAUUCUUUGACGCUGGACUCACAGUAUUACAGCUACACAGUGGCUCUCGGGGUGACGGUCGGUGCUGGUUGUUUCCUCCUGGCACUAAACGUGCUGGUCUUCGCGGGGAUCUAUCUCCAGCGAGGACGGCGGCGAGCCAACCAUCGCAGACCCAGGAGAGAAGGAAGCACUAGCAGUCGCACUCGGGCCGGCUCUCUAAACUGUGAACCAUCGGUAUCAAUGGCCUCGCCUCGAAAGAGCACGCUUAAGCGCAGCAGCGAGUCGGAACUGAAAGAAAGACCAGCCAACGUCGCUCCGCCCGCAAAAAAACGCGUCCAAAUCCAGGAGAUCUCAGUGUAGAUGAGUUUUGAGCAAGGACUGAAAGUUAUUGCUUUAAAAUGAAAUUAAAGUCAAAAUUCACGAUGUAUUGCAAAGACCGUGGAUCACAAUCGCUAUCAGAUGGUUUCUUUAAGAACCACGUGAGUUUUAUUGGAUACAUUUGGGAUGAUGACGGUGUGCAAACUGUUCUAUUAAGUAAGUGAGAAUAAAGACAUUAUAGUCUAAUUUGUGUGAUGUAAAGUGAACUAUGAACAGUGGUGUAGUGUUUACGUGAGUAUCAACAAAGAGCAUAAAGGAUUAACCAAAGACACGUUACUGUUUCAGUCACAUUAACAGAUCAUUACGUGUAUUUGGUAUAACAUUUUCGUAUAGACAUUGAAUCACAUUCCAUGUUUUUAAAUAUCACAGAUAUUCAUCUACGUAUUGAAGGUUUUAAUUAUGGAUAGGAUUACAAGUGAAAUAUUGCAGUAGCCAAUUAUUAAAGUCUACAAAAAAUUGAGACAAAACAUUGAGAAGCUCUUUUUUCCAUGAAAACACUGGAUUGCAUGCUUUUUCAAAAGAGAUUUGAUUCUCGAUCAAGUCAUGUUGAUAAUUCAUUAUUGAAAUUUAAAAUACAGGAUUGUCCUUGUUUAUUUACGUUGUAUUCAUUACCAAUUAAAAUGUAGUCUGAAGAGAGGAAGAGAGGGUUUUCAAUGUUAAAAAGUCUAUUGUAAUAUAUUUCUGAAAACACAAAGAUACAUUAUGUAUAUGGCUGAAUAUUUUAGUGGUGAAUGAUACAAGUUUAAUGUAGAAAGAUUUAUUCACAGGAUUGUUCAUUUAUUUGUUCAGUAUGAAUGAAUGAAUAUGGAGAAAUUAUACUGAGCAAAUAUAAUUGGGUUGCUCGGAAAAUAUUUAUGUUUCUACUACAUACACUGUGACCGCAUGCAUAUUAUUACCCGGCGUCCUAGUUAAGCAACAAAUAUGCCAAGGCUGCGCGACAUAGCAACAACGUCAGACGUAUCUAAGUACAUAUUUACAUGCAUAUUGCUUGUCUUGUCACGUGUUGUUAUCGUAAUCUUCCACAUAUGAAUAGCGUAGCACAGCUCGCAGUCGCCCAAUGAGGACGUCGGGUUACGAUCAAAGCUGCGAUACUGUGACCUAUGAGGUCGGGUUUCACAGCCGGAGGAAAUUCGAUUUAAAAGUAAUACUUUAAGUGCGGGCGAGCUCCCAGACGGCUUGCUCAUGUAACCGCGUAUCUGCUAGGACUUGCUCCUGUGUAUCUACCUCCCGACUGAGGGUGAUAUUUCUGAACUGUAGCUCAUCGAAAAUCUGUGUGGAAUCUCCGUAUUUACCAGUUUUUUAAGAGUUCAUUCAAUAAAUGCACUGAAGUUUCGAUUUCGUCUUAAUUAUUACGUUUUCGGAAGUAAUUAACAGUAAUGGUAAAUUAGUCACAGCAAAAAGUUUAAAGUGAGAGUUUGUUCUAAUUUUUGGCAGUGAGACAUUUUUCCAAAUUGAAAUUAGAUAAGGGAUGAAAAAGAAAUCCCUCAAAAAACCCGAACAUCAACAUAUAAUACGUUUUGCAGUGAUGGGUGUCUGUAACCUGUUUCACAUUAUACAUUCUACCAUAGUACCUGUUUCUAUUGUUAAAAUAAUUAUUAUUAUAUAACAUAUGUCUAUAUUGAGAAUAAGAUUCUGUUUAUAGAUUAAAGUCAUUAUAUCAUUUAUUCCAAAUAUAUGUAUAGAUCAUUGUUACUUUAUCUUCUUAGUUAAAUAUAUAGACCAAUAUGGUAUAUGUUCGUAUAUACAAAGUUUUCGAGCUGUUGCAUUGCAAUGGCAAUAUGUACAUAGUACACUCUAAGUUUAUAUCUAUACUAAUGUAAAUAUUAGAAUUGACGUCAUUAUCUGUGCGACGGAUGCUCGUCUGUAAAGGUUUUUAAAAUAAAGACCAUU
This is a messenger RNA of Plodia interpunctella (Indianmeal moth), 4434 nucleotides long. RefSeq names its product neuroligin-1-like. NCBI's taxonomy places the organism in Eukaryota, Metazoa, Arthropoda, Insecta, Lepidoptera, Pyralidae. The coding region runs from base 226 to 2526 and encodes 766 amino acids. Gene Ontology annotation, cellular component: plasma membrane; cell surface; postsynaptic membrane. Gene Ontology annotation, molecular function: signaling receptor activity; neurexin family protein binding. The transcript has 15 exons. Gene Ontology annotation, biological process: synaptic vesicle endocytosis; modulation of chemical synaptic transmission; presynaptic membrane assembly. The record is from RefSeq and is a predicted model, not a curated record.